CUCCCGCAAACUUCCAAGCAAACAAUGACUGAGCGUAACUUUAUCUCUCCUCCAAGUCCCAGAUAAGUGGCGGUGCUGAUAUACGCAGCAGUAUUUCAAGAAGAUUUAUUCAAGAGUUGCACAUACUAAAGUACGCAAUGGGAAUCAAAAAUACUGGCAAACUAGCCGGCCGCACACUUUUCAUCACCGGAGCUUCGCGAGGCAUCGGCAAAGCGAUCGCACUGAAGGCGGCCCGUGAUGGGGCGAACGUGGUAAUUGCGGCGAAAACGGCCGAUCCGCACCCGAAGCUACCGGGGACGAUCUACACGGCGGCUGCUGAAGUGGAGGCUGUCGGUGGUAGGGCACUCGCCUGCAUCGUUGACGUGAGGGAUGAAGCGGCUGUGCGUGCGGCUGUACAGGCAGCGGUCGCAAAAUUCGGUGGAAUCGAUAUUGUGGUAAACAAUGCGAGUGCCAUCUCGCUGACGGGGACGGAGCAGACGGAGAUGAAGCGGUAUGAUUUGAUGAACGGUAUCAACGCCAGGGGAACGUUUUUGGUUUCCAAGGAAUGCUUACCUUAUCUGAAGAAGAGCAAUCACGCUCAUAUCCUAAACAUUUCGCCGCCCUUGACCAUGACUCCGGAAUGGUUCGGAAAGCAUGUCGCCUACACCAUCGCAAAGUUCGGGAUGUCCAUGUGUGCACUGGGUAUGGCCGAUGAGUUCCGUAAGGAUGGAAUAGCUGCUAAUACGUUGUGGCCUGCCGCUUCCGUCCAUACGGCCGCAGUCGAUAUGCUGUACGGUAAGGGAGCGGAGCUCGUGUCCCGAAAUCCGGAAGUAAUGGGUGAUGCAGCUUACGCUAUUUUAUCGAGAGAUCCACGCUCCUGUACCGGGAACUUCUUCAUCGACGAAGACGUGCUGAAGCAGGAAGGGGUCACCGAUUUUGGAGAGUAUUCCUGCAUUCCGGGCAACGAAAAGAUACUUCGAAUGUGCAUUUUUGUAGAUAAAGUACAGAGAUCAAAACUGUAAUCAAUGAUAA
This is a messenger RNA of Topomyia yanbarensis, 1011 nucleotides long. Its product is annotated as hydroxysteroid dehydrogenase-like protein 2. The coding region runs from base 138 to 1001 and encodes 287 amino acids. The transcript has 4 exons. Gene Ontology annotation, cellular component: mitochondrion. The record is from RefSeq and is a predicted model, not a curated record. Lineage: Eukaryota; Metazoa; Arthropoda; Insecta; Diptera; Culicidae.